CGCUCCGUGAUAACCGGAAGCAUCAAUAGAGGCGAUUGAGAAACGGCGAGAGACAUCAUCACCUGUCGAUUGCGUUCAUGUAUUUCUCCUGCGCUCCCAUUAAUCUCCAUACACCACUUUCAUAACACUCAUACCCUGUCGUUUAGUCGCUGUCGAGUCGGUCAGGACGGUCAAAGCAAAAUUGGGCAGUUUUAAUUCUCUGCGCAAACGGGAGGGUUUUGAAUGUGCGUUGAAGCCUCGCAGCAGAACAAAUGUAAACAAGCAGCCGAUCAGCUGUGCGGUUGAAGACGCGCAAAGACACGAAGUGAUGACAGCGACCCGCACGGUUUGACAAACACCUUCUGCGUCCUCUAAAGCUAAAUUGGACAUUUAUUUACAUGCGGUAGAGCUUUUUUGGGGGGCGUUAGGGCAGUGUACGAGGACAACUCCCAACACAUCGUCUUCCCCCUCCAUUGCGGCUAGCAGCAAACAGAACGAACGAGUUGUCGCUGCUUAUAAAGGUAAUAUAUUUUGUUUGUUUUUAAUUCAAUUUGAAUGCCGGAUAACUUUACGCCUGACAGAAAAAGCAACAGGAUUCGAUAAAUAACGGGCAAAAAAAGGCUAGCAGUCCCCCCUGGGGCCCAAGGAAUAGAUAAAUAUUAGCAACGUAUUAAUAUUUACAUGAAGCUGGAAGUUUAAAGGCACUCAGACGUCACAUUUCCCGAGGAGCAGCUCAGCACGGCUGAAGGAUCAGGGCUGUUAUGGCACACCAGCAGAUGCCGAGCUCUCAGAAGGCUCUGAUGCUGGAGCUGAAGUCCCUGCAGGAGGAGCCAGUGGAAGGUUUCCGCAUCACUCUAGUGGAGGAGUCGGACCUCUACAACUGGGAAGUGGCUAUCUUUGGUCCUCCAAACACACUUUAUGAAGGCGGCUACUUCAAGGCCCAUAUAAAGUUUCCUAUCGACUACCCUUACUCUCCUCCGACCUUUCGGUUUCUCACCAAGAUGUGGCAUCCGAAUAUAUAUGAGAAUGGCGAUGUGUGUAUUUCUAUCCUCCAUCCACCUGUUGAUGACCCUCAGAGCGGAGAACUGCCCUCAGAGAGAUGGAACCCCACACAGAAUGUCAGAACAAUCCUGUUGAGCGUGAUCUCGCUGCUAAAUGAACCCAACACCUUUUCUCCUGCAAAUGUGGACGCCUCAGUCAUGUUUCGCAAGUGGAGGGACAGCAAAGGCAAGGACAAAGAAUAUGCAGAGAUUAUAAGGAAGCAGGUGGUGUCCACUAAGGCAGAUGCCGAACGAGAUGGGGUAAAAGUGCCGACAACGCUAGCGGAGUACUGCAUCCAGACCAAAGUGCCUUCCCACGGCAGUACAUCUGACCUGCUCUACGAUGAUCUGUACGAUGACGACAUAGAGGAGGAUGAUGACGAUGAGGACGAGGCAGAAGCCGGAGGGAUUAGCAGCGAAAUGGCAGGGGACUGCUUUGGCGACGAAGAAGACUCUGGCAACGAGGAGUCUUGACCUCCUUCCCUAUGUUUCUGUGACAUUGACCUUCACCCACUCGCUAUUCUUUACCCCGACGGCCUCAUGUUUCAGAUGCUCUUUCUCUGUGCUGAAAGCUUUCGUUUAGUUUUUUUCACUGUUCACUCCAAAUCUCAUAACUUCAGAUGUGUGGCUUUACAGAACCUCCCCGUUCCUCAGUAAAGUACACUAUGGGUUCAUAAAAGUAGUCAUUUGAAUAUGUUCACAUCCCACCUUCUCCUGCCUUUUAACCUCAGGGCUUUUGGAUAUUGAGAGCUUGUCACAUCCCCGUGAACAUUGUUCAUUUCAAAAUUUUCUUUAUAACAACCCUAUUGUAAGGGCUAAUUUCCUCUAAAAUUAAAUUCUGUUAUGAUUCAUUCACCUUCACAUGGUUCCAAACCUGUAGAAGUGUCUUUAAUGAAAAAAAAAAAGUGCUUCUCCAUAGAUUAUAGCUAGAUUACCCCUCCAUUCAAAAUAACCACUACAUUGUAGGUGGGAAAAAAAGUCAAUAAAAAAAGGUAGAGCUGGGCCGAUAAAUUAUAUUAUAUUGAAUCACGAUAAAAUUUGUCAUUAGCAAUAAGCUCUGGACUUUUUGUCUCUAUAAUGAUCGAAGCGCCAAUCACUAAGAGCCAGUGCAACAAUGGGAAUCUAAAAGUGUGUUGAUAUUAGAGACGUAUAGAAAAUUUAUCCGUCAACAAUACGUUAAGCCAUUUAAUGGACCCACACAUUUUUCUGGCUUCAGUCAUUGUUGGGAUACUCUAUUAAAUCUGGAAGCAUAAACAACUCUAAAUAUAUAUCAUUAUCGUUCAAUAUGGAAGCCCGAAAAAAAGUGUAGUAUGUCUCAAUUGACAGUAUUCAUAAAACAACAAACCAUACAAAUGAACUGCAACACAUUCCAAAGUGUAAAUAUGAUAGACUGGCAGAUGUGUAUUCACAACUAUAAUCCUAAGUAUAGUCACUCACAAUGGAUUUAUUCACCCCUAGCAUUAACAUGUUUUUUGUGAAUCCAAUCACAAGUGGAUCAUGCUAAAACAGAGGUAAAUUAAGACUGAAAUGUACUGAGCUUGUAGACCAGGGGUGUCUGAAGUUGAAAACAAAUUCGAUUGAAAUGUUUGUGGUGUAAAAGCUCAUGUGUUCAAACAGCCACAAAAGACUACAUACUCAUAACCUACUAAACCAACGAUUGAACGUUAUAGGAUGUGUUGAGAGAUAACUUGCAUCAUGCAUUACACAAAGUGAUGUGAAGUAGAGCAUACCAAAACAAGAGUAGAAGGUAACAGUGACAUGUUUUAAAUGGCCAAUUGAGAACUGGAACCCCUGAAAUUUUCAGUGAUGUCUUUUAUAACCAAAUACAGUUUGGUAGUUUAAAUCAAAGACACCGUACAGGAUUGGAAAUGAAAUAAGGGUGAGUAAAUUAUGAUAAAAUUUAAAUUUUUGAGAUAACCCUUCAACCCACCCAUGGGCUACUUAUGUCUGGUAAAACCAUCAACAAACGAAUGUUUUCUGUUUGUUCCUGAACGUUCACAUAUGGACAGUUUCUUCAAAGCGUUAUAGGGCUUCUAUGUAUCCACAAGAAAGGAAAGUAUUCAAAGCUGGGAAAACGAGAGACUGAACAGACUCUUUCUCAUAAAAACGAAGCGUCAGCCAUCCUCAUCAGCCAGGUCACCUUCGCCACAGCUAACUCUACAUACAUCCCCAAAUCACUUGAGCUUUUCUGAGCCAUUAAAUCACAGUGUCAGAUUAUAUGGCACAUGAAGGUGCUUUCAAGUGCUCAGCAUUUAAACGACUUCCAGCACACCAUCGUUUCUCUAAUUCAGGAUUGAUUUAACCCUGAAAGUUCGAUCAACUGAUUUCUGGCUGUAGGAAAUCACGCAUUUAGGCUUUUAAAAACACACAUACUAUUGGUAAGUGAUCACGUACGAGUGCCCGAGCAGCUGUACCAAACCAUUUCCUCACAGAGUUUAUCAAGUACGGGGUUUGAGCUCAGUGACUGCUGAGGACAUUUUGCUCAUCAUCAUGAGCCCUCUCAUCCCUGGGUUUUUUUCUUUUGCAUUUGCGACUUGCCACGGUGGGCCGUAGCUUUCAAAAGCAUGCUUGUGUGUUUUCUGUGUUUUCUAUCAAUCAUUGAGGCACUGAGGUCACAUUAAUGAGGGCGGAAGACGUUUAUGCACACGGGGUCUCAGGUACAUCUUUAUUCCUGCAAACCAGCCAAGGACACCUGAUUCCCAAUCCUCCAAAUCCCCUCCAAAAAGGAGCGUCGAUGCGAGGACCGCGAGGGAAACGGUGCUUUCGUUUUUCUGCCGAGCAUCAAGAACUCGUUGAACUACUAAAACAAUCGUUCCUGAUUUAAUCGCUCUGGCCUACGAGCUCAGAGACGCGAACUGAUUAAAACAGACUGGAUCUUUCACAUUCAGCAAGAGACUCGGUGUAUAACACCCCUGUGCACAGCAAAACUAAAAGUUCAUUUCGAAAAAACAAGUGUUGUGACAUUAGUCGACAGUGAAUUUGUCUUGAAGGACUUUAUUAUUUGUGUCACGAGUGUGUUUUUAAUGUUCCAUUAUUAUUUUUUUUCGCCAUAUACUUUUGUUUGGCAGGAGUUGUGGUCCUUGGUCAGAUCAAAAACAACCGAAGUCAUUAUUUGCUCUAAGUUCAAUGCAUUUCCUUUUUCUUGUGAUGAUGUUAAAGGGAAUACCAUUCAGAAUACUCACUUGAGGAGCUUUGAGGUUGGGGGUGGUGGGGGGGAUCGUCCGGAUUGAUCGUUUUAAGACUGUGCUUGUAUGAUCACAAUACAAUUCAUUUUUUGUUUGAGUGUAUGUACAGGAGCUAAUGCUCCUUAGCAAUUAAACCAUUAGACAACACAUAAA
Danio rerio (zebrafish) is the source of this 4357-nucleotide messenger RNA. Lineage: Eukaryota; Metazoa; Chordata; Actinopteri; Cypriniformes; Danionidae. The record is from RefSeq and is a predicted model, not a curated record.